UUCUACUCAACACUCUUUGGUUAGAAAAAUUUUAACUAACAAUAAAGUAAUCUGGACAUUUUGUAAAUUUCAACUUAAAGUUUUUCAAGGUGUUUUAGUUGCUUCAAGUAAUAUGAGAAACCAGAGUAAAUAGGGCGUAAUCAAAAUUAUUUCAGAAGUUUUGUUUCAUAGUCCUAAUAUGUCUGAGAAUAGAGAAGAGAUCUUAGCUGAUUUCCAGGCCUGCACUGGAAUCGAUGAUAUCGGCGAGGCAUUUUCGCAUCUCGAUGAAGCAAAAUGGGAUUUGCUGGCGGCAAUAAACAGAGUAAUGCCUCAAGAUUCGCAACAACUUCCAUCCGAAUCGUCCGGCCUGGACAUAGAGAUGAUAGAAGAGAUAAGACGACCACAAAACAUACCCAAUGGACAGAAAAGUGUCGUCAUCAGCCCUGAUUUUAUUGAGGCCUCGACCAGCCAUGGACGACUCUCAACUCGGAGGCUCAACUUCCAGAUAAACUACAAUGACAGAGUAAUUGAACUGGUACUCCCCGAAACCGCCACUAUCAGAGAUCUGAAGACUAUGAUAUUCAGCAAAUUGGGCGUGCCUGUUUGUCAUCAAACUCUAACAGGGUGGGAGCACAAUCCAACCAGUGACUACGCAACUUUGAGCCUAAUAAAACUGCCAAGGGAAAACAUCCUGUUUCUGACUAACCUCGACUCUGACAAUAACGGAAUGGACUUUGAAAGUGAGGAAAAUCUUACAAAAACAUUUACAUUGAAUGUGUUUGAUGAAAUGAAAAGCAAAGAUUACAGUCUGAAGUACCCUGGAACUAAAACUAUAGAGGAAGUUAAAGCAGAUAUUUAUAGUCUGACAGACAUCCCAGUUAGACACCAGGUGUGGACAGGUUGGCCGUCGACUCUCAAAGACGACACUACAACUCUAGCAGCGGCCGGACUGCAGCUGCCUAAUCACAGUCUCAGUGUGAAGAAGAACCCUGCCAAGGAGUAUAAACGAAUUGUUGUCGACCUAGCGGACAGUGAUAGUUCUGUGGAAGAGUUUGAGGACGCCUCGUGUUCUGCCUCGUGGACUGGUGAAGAUGAAAUGUUUGUUGAAGAUAUCGGAUCAAGAAAAGUGCAACCUUUGAUUCCAGACAAUGUCGAAGAUGAAACUGCUGGUUGUAUUCAUUUCACCGAUGAAUUUACUAACAGAUAUGGAGCUAUGCAUCCCGAUUUCUUUCCUGGAACUCUGGAAGAUGCUAUUAAAGAAGCAUGUCAAAAACCUGCAAGAGAGAGGAGGUUAUUGGCUGUUUAUCUCCAUCAUGACGCCAGUGUGUUGACUAACGUGUUCUGCACUCAACUGUUGUGUUAUGAGUCAGUUCUGCAACUCCUAGCGACCAACUUUGUCGUCUGGGGGUGGGAUCUCACAUUUGAAUCUAACAAGCAAAAGUUUCUUGCGUCCCUCACUCGCACACUGGGGCCCAUGGCGGCCGUUACUGUUCGCAACAUAGAGGUGGAAAGGUUGCCAGCACUGUUGCUCAUCAUGAGAAUGAGGUCUGCUACGGAAAUAUUUUCAGCUGUUCACGGCAAUGUCGGCGUUAAUGAACUACUUACUAGCCUCAUUCAGGCAGUUGAUGUUUUCUCUGAGCAGCAGAAACAAGAAGUAAAAGAAGAAGAUGAAAGAAUGGCCAGAGAAAUGAUUAAAAUCGAACAGGACAACGCUUAUCAAGCUUCUCUAGAAAUAGACAGAGCAAAAGAGGAAGCAAAGAAACAACAGGAGAUGCUUGAAACUCGAGAAAAACAGAGAAUUGAAUCAGAAAAACAAGAAGAAGAAGCCAAAAAACAGGCUGAAAGAGCUGCCUUAGAAUCAGAACUUCCUGACGAACCUAGUGAGGACUCAACCGAAAACAUCACAAAAAUACGUUUCAGAUUACCUAAAGGAGAUUUCUUAGAGAGAAGAUUUUUAGCUUCAAGCAAACUACAGGUUUUGUUGAACUACUUGGUGGUCCAAGGUUUUCAUACAAAAGAUUACAAAGUGAUCUCAAGUUGGCCUAGAAGAGAUUUAACAUCGGUAAGCGGAGAUGCCACUUUGCAGCAACUCAAUCUUUGUCCUCAAGAGACUCUUAUCUUGGAAGAACGGUAAAACCAAGGCGACAGCACUGAACCAAGGGAUUCACAAUGGCUGUGUUAUGUUUACUAAACAACUUCUAAAUCAGUGUUAAAUAUUUAUUUUGAUGUCUUUGAUCAUUGGAACAAUACCUUAGCUUUAAUUUCUCGGAUGGAACUUUGUGUUUAUUUCUAUGAGAGAUCACCGGAAUUCACACAUUAGUGAUUGUGUAAUAUAGGACUAAACUGCUUCGUCUCGUUUACCUUUUAUACUAAGGAAAUACUAAGAUGUCUCUAUGUACAUAUUAAAUAUUUACAAAUAAAAUUUUCAUUAUUCUA
Macrosteles quadrilineatus (aster leafhopper) is the source of this 2415-nucleotide messenger RNA. RefSeq names its product FAS-associated factor 1 (gene casp). Gene Ontology annotation, cellular component: nucleus; endoplasmic reticulum. The transcript is spliced from 16 exons. NCBI's taxonomy places the organism in Eukaryota, Metazoa, Arthropoda, Insecta, Hemiptera, Cicadellidae. Bases 179 to 2113 code for a protein of 644 amino acids. Gene Ontology annotation, molecular function: ubiquitin binding. The record is from RefSeq and is a predicted model, not a curated record.